Cynara cardunculus var. scolymus (artichoke) is the source of this 665-nucleotide messenger RNA. RefSeq names its product translocator protein homolog. The transcript has a single exon. The record is from RefSeq and is a predicted model, not a curated record. Lineage: Eukaryota; Viridiplantae; Streptophyta; Magnoliopsida; Asterales; Asteraceae. Gene Ontology annotation, cellular component: membrane. The coding region runs from base 19 to 597 and encodes 192 amino acids.
CCUAUUCCUAUUCCUCUAAUGGAAAUGGAGUCCACCACCCAGGAACUGAAACACAGAACCAAAGACCAACCUCCGAUCACAGCUCCAGAUAACGACGUUGUCACCAACACCAAGCCGACUCAGAAGCGGUCGCCGUUGCCGAAACGUGGCAUACAGUCCCUGUGUGCAGGGAUCGCGGUCCCUUUAGCUCUCACCUUAGCCAACAUCGCCUUGUUCGGCUGGAGCCGUAGCUACCAGACCACCCACAAGCCUUUCUGGAUCCCACCCUUGUGGGCUCUACAUUUGACUUGUCUGUCUUCGGCUUUCGUCAUGGCUUUAUCGGCUUGGCUGGUGUGGGCUGAAGGCGGGUUUCAUAAAACGCCAGCCGCAAUGGGGUUGUACUUGGCUCAGCUGGGUCUCAGCCUGGCUUGGGACCCGAUAUUCUUCAAGAUGGGUGCGGCGAAGGUGGGGUUAUUAGUGUGUUUGGCUCAGAUGGGGACUAUGUUGUCCUGCUCUCGGAUGUUCCGCCGGAUAAACGAGACCGCCGGUGACUUGGUCAAGCUAUGUUUCAUUUGGGCCGGCUUUUUAACACUUGUAAACUUGUAUUUUGUAGCUUAAUUAAUGGGAUGUGUGUCAUGUAAAAUGUAUGUAUACGAGUUCAUGUAAACACAAGUCUUUUUUUUUUU